Vigna umbellata (rice bean) is the source of this 1353-nucleotide messenger RNA. Lineage: Eukaryota; Viridiplantae; Streptophyta; Magnoliopsida; Fabales; Fabaceae. The record is from RefSeq and is a predicted model, not a curated record.
UUUCGUCACCCUGAGGAGGAGAGAGUGGGGGACGAAGAAGCUACAGCAGAAAGGGAAGCUCCUUCGAUCUGCAAUCUAUAGCUAUUGCGCUUUCUGUUUCAGAGAAUUUUGUUUCUCUCUCGUUCUCUCUCACUGUGAUUCCACCAUUUCGCCAUCAUGAUUUCUGCAACUAAGCUCAAAUCCGUUGAUUUUUACAGAAAAAUCCCGAGAGAUUUGACUGAGGCAUCGUUAUCGGGAGCGGGACUAUCCAUAUUGGCAGCUCUCUUCAUGAUGUUUUUGUUUGGAAUGGAACUAAGUAAUUAUUUGACUGUUAGCACCUCCACAUCUGUGAUUGUUGACAAGAGUUCUGAUCAUGACUAUUUACGUAUCGAUUUCAAUAUCAGUUUUCCUGCACUCUCUUGUGAGUUUGCAUCAGUUGAUGUGAGUGAUGUGCUGGGAACAAACAGGCUCAAUAUAACAAAAACAGUUCGGAAGUUUUCUAUUGAUUCAAAUUUAAGACCCACUGGAUCUGAGUUUCAUUCAGGUACAUUUGCAAAUGCUGUAAAGCAUGAUGAUGAAGUAGAAGGAGAAUCUGUUGAAGGUUCAUUAGCACUUACAACACAUAAUUUUGAUAAUUAUGUUCAUCAGUUCCCAAUUACAGUUGUAAAUUUUUAUGCACCUUGGUGUUCCUGGUGUCAGCGUUUGAAACCUGCAUGGGAGAAAACAGCUAAACUUAUGAAAGAGAGGUAUGACCCAGAAAUCGAUGGGCGCAUUAUUUUGGCAAAGGUGGAUUGCACUCUAGAGGCAGAUUUAUGCAGGAGGAAUCAUAUUCAAGGAUAUCCAUCCAUUCGAAUCUUCCGUAGAGGAAGUGAUGUCAGAAGUGAACAUGGGCAUCACGAACACGAGUCCUAUUAUGGCGAUCGUGAUACAGAAAGCCUUGUCCAGUUUAUGGAGAGUUUAGUUGCAUCUCUCCCAACAGCAUCUCAAAAGCCAGCUCUGGAAGAUAAGUCUAAUGCUGCAGAAAAUGCAAAAAGGCCAGCACCAUCAGCGGGUGGAUGUAGAAUUGAGGGAUAUGUGCGAGUGAAAAAGGUUCCAGGAAAUUUGAUCAUCUCAGCUAGAUCUGAUUCCCAUUCUUUUGAUGCUUCUCAAAUGAACAUGUCACAUGUCAUAAACAACUUGUUUUUUGGAAAGAAAGUGACGCCUAGGGCCAUGAGUGAUGUGAAGCUCUUGAUACCAUACAUAGGUAGCAGCCAUGAUAGGCUCAGUGGCCGGUCAUUCUCUAAUACUCGUGAUUUCGGAGCAAAUGUUACUGUAAGUGAAAUAUUUUAUAUGAAAAACAGAAAAACUUAUUAUUGUUAGUUGGAUAUUCAGUAU